UCUAUUCAAAUUUGGGUCAGGGGUGAGGAAGCCUAACGUCAUAAGCUUGCAACAUGGCGUCCCGAAGGCUGUGAGAUGAGCAAGAGGAUGGUAAAUUGAGAAAGAUCCUACCGAUGUAUUAAGCUUUAGGUGGUGUUCGUGUAGGAAGAGAGCAAGAGAGGGAGAGACAGAAGGAAGGUGGAAAUGGAACUGCCAAAUCAUGCCAAACAAUUGCUGCUGCAACUCAACCAGCAGAGAGCCAAAGGCUUCUUGUGCGAUGUUAUUAUUGUGGUGGAGAACGCGCUCUUCCGCGCCCACAAGAACAUCCUGGCGGCCAGCAGUAUCUACUUCAAAUCCCUGGUGCUCCACGACAACCUCAUUAAUCUGGACACGGAGAUGGUUAACCCCUCUGUGUUCAGACAGGUUCUGGACUUCAUCUACACUGGGAAGCUCCUUUCGUCCUCGGAGCAGAGCAACGAGCAGAACUUCAGUGCCCUCUUAACUGCAGCAAGCUACCUCCAGCUUAAUGACCUCGCAGCGCUUUGCAGAAAGAAGCUCAAGCGCAAUGGCGGAAAACCGUUGCUGGGUAAACCCUCCACUCCAGGCCCAAACAGCCGCUCACGCCUCAACAACCAGCGCCUUUCUUCUUCAACCCCUUCUAACCACUAUCCCCCAACCCCUUCCGAUGCUGAUCAACCACAGCCAGACGAAGGCCUUCGGGAAAAGCUCUCAGAUGACGAGAUGUUUGUUGGCAGCUCGGGAAAGAACGGUAACGGGGGCAAUGGCAGCAGUAAUGGCAACCUCAGCAGUGGAGCCAGUGCUGGGGAGCCGGACCACGGCCUGGACUUGUCCAAAAAGAGCCCUCCCUCUGCGGGUACAACCACUGAUGCCCUUAGCCCACACAGCAACUCCCAAGAGUCCCCUCAAUCUGCCUCAGUAUCCACAACCAACAGUGCCUCGCUAGAUGACUCCUCGACAACCCUACCAGGCUUGGAUGCCUGUGGCCAAGAGCCCAUGGAGCUCACUCCUAACCCCAAAGCCCCUGAACAAACUGGUUUUGAACAAACUCAAUCCCAGGCAGACGGCCCAACACCCCAUAAAAAGUCCCGGCAGGCGUCUCGCAAGAAGGAAUGGCCGAAAAAAGAUGCGUCCGGGCUCAAGUCCGAAGACUAUGAGAGGCCCCUGGUUAAUGGGGUGAUUGUGGGUCCGAAGGAGGGCCGUUCCUCUAACAGUGGUGCUGGAGCGGGCAGUGGCAGCAGCUUCGCCUCUGACCAGUCCUUCCAGUGCAAAGAGGAAGAAGAUGGAGGCGAGAAUGGGCAAGACCACACAGACGAUAGCGGGCAAAGCGAAGGUGAGAACGCGGGAGGCACCGCUGGAGGAGGUGGCGGUGGCGGCAAGGGCAAACACGGCGCCAACUACGUAUACCGCCAGGAAGGGUUUGAACCGGCGUUCGGAGACAACCUGUACGUGUGCAUCCCGUGCGGCAAGGGAUUCCCAAGCUCAGAGCAGCUCAACGCUCACGUCGAAACUCACACAGAGGACGGGCUGUUUGUCAAAGAGGAAGGUGGGACGACGUUUGUUAAAGAGGAAGACGAGGACGAGGCCGAGGACCUCUCCGCCCCGGUGGGUCCCUCCAACUUUGGCGGCACUGAGACUCGCCCCUUCAGGUGCACCAUCUGCGGAAAGAGCUACAAAGACCCGGCGACGCUGAGGCAACACGAAAAGAGCCACUGGCUGACCAGGCCCUUCCCGUGCAACAUCUGCGGAAAAAUGUUCACCCAGAGGGGAACCAUGACACGCCAUAUGCGCAGCCACUUGGGGCUCAAGCCGUUUGCGUGCGAGGAGUGCGGCAUGCGCUUCACUCGCCAAUACCGUCUGACGGAGCACAUGCGCGUCCACUCCGGGGAAAAGCCCUACGAAUGCCAGUUGUGUGGGGGGAAGUUCACCCAGCAGCGCAACCUCAUCAGCCAUCUGAGAAUGCACACCUCGCCCGCUUAAAAUUGCGUCAAGCCAAAGAACUCUUGGGGGAAAAAAAGAUAGUGAAAGUACCUUACUCUAUUUGACUGGUUUUUCCGUCAUGUCAAGACAAGAAACGCACACACAAACACAUUGACAUGCAUUCGCACCCAUUUCUAAGUAUUGAUUCCAGUUGGAGCUCCGACCUCUGGCUAAGUGAAUUAUGUAGCUGCUGGCCAGAGGACGUUCUCGGGGAUAAUGGGAUCUAUUUUAUUAUUAUUAUUAUUAUUAUGUUCGAAUCAUGAUUUCAUCAACUACACCUCGAGUAACGUCCUUUUACCUCUCAGGAGAUAUGGAGGGGUGAUGUACAACCACCCUCCCUCUCUAAAUUCACCGGGCCACACUGGAGUGUGAAGGCAUCUUCUCUGUGUUGUUAAGUCUGACAAAUGUGAAUGUUGGUACCGAUGUUGACCCCCCCCCCCCCCCCCUCUUGCCUCAUACACUUUAGCAAGCGCCCCAUCGUUGCCCAACUUGUGAGUCUUAACAUCAAGUUAAGAUUGAUCCCUCACUGAAUGAAUUUCCAAAUGAAACCCCCGUCUCUAGUCCUAGAGUUUAUCUUGACCAAAAACCCAUGCAAACAUUACAGGCAAUAAUUUUAAAACUAACUAUAGUUACAACCACGAUGGCACUAUGUCUUUGCUUUUUGUCAAUGGCGAUCUGUAUGGAAGAGGAGUGCUGACCACGUUUGGGAUCAUCUCCCUGCUUUAAGUCCUAAAGAAGCUGUUCCUGUUGUGGGGUAACAGUGAAUCAGAUUUGAAUACAGACAAUAAAUGUCCUCUGUACAGCUCUGUAAAGAGGGGUAUCAGAUUUAGUUUUUUUUUUUUUUUUUUUGCCAGCGACACUUUCCAGGACUAACUUUGAAAACCGAUUUGAGGUACUGUUUGACUUUAAAGAAUUUGUAGUGUUUCAAUUAAUGUUUUAAACUGGAAGGUCCUGGGGUGUUUCUUUUUGUGGUUAGAGGGUUUCAGGUUGGUUGGGGGUGGGACUUAGUUUCAUUGUGGGGUGGGGUUGACCGGGUGUGGUUAGACUGAACAAGGUGUUCAGUGGGUACGAUUAUGAUUAAUUUGAUUGUCUGUAUAGCUUUCCUCCUUUCCCUCAGAAAAAAAGCUCUAUUUCUAAUAGGCUUGUGACCUCGCUACCUCUUGAUUAUUCUUACAAACUCAAUGUUGAUUAGUUUAAAGUUCUGAUGUAAUUAAUUGUAAAAAAUGUAGAUUACGGUUACUUUUCACCGAAUGCUUUAACCUGCCCAUCUCUCAUCACAGGUUUUUGAUGCUUGUAGGUUUUACACAUUUAAAUGUUGUUUUUCUAGCUGUGGAUUCUACUUGUCCAGACAUACAGAUAGCUUUUUGGGGUUCCCUGCUCAAUGUACCCCACUUCAAAAUGUACUGUAGUUUCCUAAAUGGGGCAAAAUGGUGUUAGUUAGUUUAGACGCACAGUGUUCCAAAGAUCUUACGAAUGUUGAGGAGAGCUGAUUAACAAACGGAGCUAGACAAGUUCAUAACCAAAGUUAUUAAGAAAGAUGUACUUAAGAUAUAUAACAUACUAAAUUAUUUCACUUUUGAUUAUUUGUUUUGUUUAUUUUUGUUUUGCUGUAAAGAAAAAAACAAAUUAUGAAUUAUAUUUUAAGUCCAGACAAGGAAAUCCUCCCUUGAUGGAAUUUUGACCAAUGAGAGUGUUUUGCAAGGAAAGCUUGUGCUGAUUGGUGGGCCGGUAAUUAAUGUAAACUUUACAAUGUGAGGAAACUGUAAAGUUGAAGACAUGGUCUUUGAGCAUGUUUUGUCUUUCCUUUGUAUCUAGAGUCCUUAUCACAUUAUAUUCCCUGACUUAAACAAGGACUUAUUGACAUGUAUGUUUUCUGUUCAGACCAAAAAAUUAAAAAGAAAAAAAGAUGGACAAUAUAAUCAAAAUUUCAAUGUGAAGUUCAAGUUUGCUCUUUGGUUUUUUUGAGCAAGACUUGUGAAAACUUGUAAUGAAGAAGAGGGCCAGACGCACUGGACAGCUUGACAUCUCGUUGGUUUACUGCAGAAUCUAUUUUACUGACUAACCAGCCAAUAUCAAACAAAAUGGUUGCAUUAUUUGUAUCCAUAGUUCACUAUUUCAUGGGGAUUCUGCUCCCCCGAAUCUGUCCAGUGUAUCUAAACUCUUAGUUACAAUAUGGAUCAUGAACAUUCUCUACACAUUUUUGGUAUAGGCAUUCCUCUAUUAUGUUGGUUUUAAAGGUUUUUUUUAUUUCUAUGUCUUCUUUGUCCUCAUGUUAUGGUCUGUGACAUGUUUUAUAUGCUAGGGAUGCAGCUACAGCUAAACAAGCACCACUAACCGUUGCAAGGUACCUGCAUCCUGUACUCUCCAAAAUAAUGUUACUUUCUUAUGUUGAUGUCUUGCUGUAAAGCAGUUACUGCUUAGUGAUUUGCAUGGAACAUCUUAUCGUUAUUUUUUUUUUUGUUUUCACACUCCCAACCCUCUACCAUACCUGGUUUCAAAAUGUAAUAUUUUGCUUGUGAGCUUUUACUGGCUUCAAAAUUAUCGUGUCCACAAUGCAUUGCCUGCAAAGGUUAUGUAUUUGGCAGCACUCUGGCAGAACAGUGUAAUGUCUGUAAUGCCAAUGGAGUUUUUAUUUCUUUGAAAACACGAUCACUAGCCAUUGCUGCAAGAAAGGAGCGUUGCAGCUGCAGUCGAAUGCUUUACUUGUUCGGCAUAAAGAAGAAAAACUAAGAACUUCAAACUGUGACCAUUCUACUACUACUGCUCAAAUACUUCAGGGAUUGUUCCGCAUCUGUGAAUGUAGGACUCUCAGCUACAUUUUUAAGACAUAGUAUUGUAUGGAUUUCUCUGUAUUUUAAUCAUGGGAAAAACAAAACGCUAGUUUCAUAUUUAAGACAAAAAAAGGGGUUGGAAACUUUUUUCAUCAAACACAAGGAGCCUUAACAAAGGCAAGGCAGCUUAACACAAGUCUACAUUUUUGUUGAUGACACAUUAUGUUCUGAAAUGGUUGCGAGGUUGUACAAAGAACUACAGAAGAAAAAGCUCAUACCCAAAUCCACAAACUAUUUUUUAAACCAAAGCACAUUUGAAUGAUUAUUGAUCCGAGUGUGGCUAUAAAAAGAUGCAUAUGUAUUUACCUCAUUGUUUACAUAAACUUUUACAGACCUCAGUGGAGGUUCGGCCUGGCAGAGAGGUGGUUUUCUGUGUGUGAUAAAGGAAAAAACAAAAACAAAGGAAAACAUGCAUUCCCCCCCACCCACCCCCCCCCCCCCCCCCAAAAGAGAGGUUGCUGCCAAAACCGAAGCAUAGUGCAAAAAUCUGCAGCAAACUGCUGCAUAUUCAAUUAGGGGGAGGGGUGUGUAGUUUGCGAGGGAGCCCCCUCUGCCAGCUGCCUUUAAGGUGACCCUGCGCCCCAGUGCUCCUGCCCUCUGGCCUGUCGUCAGAUGGGCCAGCAGCGACUCCGAGCGGGGGGUGGGUUGGCAGUGUGUCCUUGACGUAUUAAUCAAAAGGCAUUGUUAGUCAGUUUCUCUGGAUAGAUGGCUCUCUCCGUGUUUACCCAAAUAGAGUGAGCCCGAUUUCCCCCCCCCCCUUCUCCUCCUCCUGGGAGUCUUAAAGCUGUGGGCGAUCCUGGAGGGCCGGACCUGUUGUCCCAGCCCAGCCGGAGUUGGUAGCGUUGUGCUCUUACAUUGCAUGUAGACAUUAUUUCCGCUAGUCUUAACUGUGAAUGUUUGUGUCUUUUUCUCUGACUUUUAUGAUGUUUUGAAAUCCUUAUUUUUUUCUUUAGUUAUUUUCAAGCUGCCUGUGUUUUCUGUGUAGCAGCAGCUCAAGCAUCUGGUUGGCCGGGCCUCAUUCAAAGUUGGUGCAAACACUUAUUGACAGUGUUUUUUUUUUUUUAUCAAAUGUCUAUUGUUGUCAGUGAUGAAUGUAUUUAUUUUUGGUCCCGCCCUCCCCUCUGUAAAUAAUGAUCUCAGUGUGGAGACUGAGGCGGACACGGGACCCCCCCCUUAUUAUUUUAUUUUAUUUUAUUUCUGUUUUUGAAGAUUUCAAGCUGAGAAUCAAAAAAUGAGACACGCAUACAGCCAUUUACCACAAUCUGUUUAUUUUUCGUGGUAGGGGGAGGGAUUGGAAGAUGAAAUUGUUUUUUGGUUUUGUCACAUAUAUUCAAAGAAAAUGGCGUACGUCAUUUAAUACCAUGCUUCUCCGUUUUAUAUGAAAGAAUGGUAGGGAUGUUAAUUUCCUGUGUGUGUGUGUGUGUGUGUGUGUUUGUGUGCGCCGGCGGGACAUGGUAACCUGUCUGUGCAUAAGAAACGGAGCCUACUCUAUGUUCUCAAAUAUGCUCAACCUGGGUGUUGCCACAUUUUUGCCAAUUAGGAUCUCACACGUGACAGAAGUCAAAUACAUCACCUCACCUUCUUCCUUGGACGGCGAUCUCUUUUAUGACGUCGGUCUCAUCCUUCUAUUUGUUCUCUUUCGGGGAUGUUUUUAUUAGCAUACCAGUUACCACUAGUUUCUCGUGCUGUUCCUUUUUGAGUGUCACCUUUUAGUUAUUACGUCGAGGGGGGUAUUUAAAAACAUGGGGUUGAGAUAGCUUUACUAAGUGCACUUUGUAUGUUUUGAAAAGCCUCAGAGUAAUCCCGGAUGCGCUCCCGCCACUUCACAUAAACCAUUCUCUCUCCCCCUCCCUGACCAUCACCCUCUGUCCGAAACGACAUAUCCUUGUGCAGUGUUACCAAAGCUUUAAAACAAAACAAAAAUCAAUAUACACAAAGGAGACUGUCUCAAGCUCUGGAAGUUACACAAGUAACUUAUCUCCUAUGCUUUCUGUACCCUUCCCGCGGCAAACGGCUCUGUGCUCCGGGCUUUUUGCUAGGGUUGACGGGCUGGUCUAUCCAGAUACUACUUGUGGACGGCAAAGAAAUGCCCUCAAGUAUGAUUGGCUGUAUGCCCAAAACUCUGGACACAAAAAAGGCCCAUGCUUUACUGUCACUUAUCCUAUGCCUCACCCAAAGUCUCUCCUCCCCAUCCUGCUUACAUGCGUUGUAAAGAAACUAACAGUACCUCUAACGAUCUUGUGCAGAAUUGAACUGCACCCAAAGCACCAAAUGACCUCUGAACCCUCAGUGUUCUCAGCAAUACCAUAACCUUGCCAUUACGCCCGGCAGCAUUUAUGAGCUUUUAAUUUUAUUUUUACCGUCCGGCUGUAACCAAAAUAUUUUAUUUUCUCUUGGACAGUGUGUGUGUGUGUGUGUGUUGAGGAGUCAUUCAAAAUAAAUAGGUUCAGUGAUUUUUGGAGUAGUCGCCUUUUUUGUAAGAGCGAAGAUACGAAUAGCUGCUAAACUAGUACUUGAAAAGUUGAUGAAGGGGCUUUCCAUAGAGUUGGCAUCAAGCUUCCUCCCUGUUCCACUUUCUUCAUGAGCAGUCACUCAAUAAUGGAUCAGGAUCCACGGGCUGAGAGGCUCUGGAACGGACAUAUAGGUUCUUGGCCUAUGAAUAAUUGAGAGCCAACAAGCCCCCCUCCUCCUCUCCUUCCUUUUUGCAAAUACACUUCACAUGCAAAGGAGCACCCACACCAAGAUACACCUUUUGCCUGUAUUCAUGCAAAUACGCAUGGAUACUUGCCUCACACGGGAUCUUGUGCAUGCCACGUUUGCAUUCCAUCAGCGCGACAUAGGUUAAGCAACAUUUUUUAAAUAUGCUUUUCUGCUAUUGAUCUUACCGGUAUUCAAGGUGUGUGAUUCUGUCAUCGCCCCUUGUGGCCAUGUGGCGACACCCAGGCACCCAUCUCUCUCCCUCUCUCUCACUCUCUGUCUCCCUCUCUCUCUCGUAUCCCUGCUCCUCAGAGAACUUGUAUUCAGGUCAGAGUCGUCGGUGUGCAUCGUCCAGGCGCUCACUAGAACUCACUACAACUCAAACGUGUCAAAGUGUAAUACAGCUGACCUCAGAACUCACAACCUUGCAGUCUUAAUGUACAGCGGUGAGGAAGAAAAUAAACUGUUAUUUUAUGAUCUUUUCAUUAAAAGCUUGAUUGAAAAACCAA
Gadus morhua (Atlantic cod) is the source of this 8014-nucleotide messenger RNA. RefSeq names its product hypermethylated in cancer 2 (gene hic2). Gene Ontology annotation, molecular function: DNA-binding transcription factor activity, RNA polymerase II-specific; protein binding; RNA polymerase II cis-regulatory region sequence-specific DNA binding. NCBI's taxonomy places the organism in Eukaryota, Metazoa, Chordata, Actinopteri, Gadiformes, Gadidae. The coding region runs from base 184 to 1977 and encodes 597 amino acids. The transcript has 2 exons. The record is from RefSeq and is a predicted model, not a curated record. Gene Ontology annotation, biological process: regulation of transcription by RNA polymerase II.